AACGCUCUGUUGGAUGCUCGCUGCAAGGAAGGAAGCAUUGCAGAGGUGCUUCAUCUUGUAGAAGAAAUAACUGAUAAAGGUGUAUUGCCUGAUGUGAUUACCUGCAACUCUUUACUUAUUGGAUUGUGCCGUUUUGAUAAAUUGGAAGAAGCUAAGAAAUUGUUUGAUGGCAUUCCAAGUCGGAAAACUUUUCCUAAUAUUAGAACUCUGAACAUAAUUUUGAAUGCUCUGAUUAAUGAAGGCAUGAUGGAGAAAGCUGAAAAAUUAUUUGAGGUAAUGAUUGAACAUGACAACGAACUUAAUACAAUCACUUACAACACCUUGAUUAAGGGCUACUGUUUGCAAGGUGAAAUGGACAAAGCCAAAGACGUGUUCGAUCAGAUGGCAGUAAAGGGUGCUCUUCCUAACACCAUAUCCUAUAACACCUUGGUUCACGGUUACUUAAAGGUCAAAAGAGUUGAUGUCGCUCUCAAGCUUCUCAAGGACAUGAUCCAGAAAGGGCUAGUGCCUGAUCAUGUGACACGGAAGAUUUUAAAAAGCAUUCAUGCUCUUAAGCUUGAAGGAUCUGUACAGUGAUUGUCAA
Morus notabilis is the source of this 583-nucleotide messenger RNA. Its product is annotated as pentatricopeptide repeat-containing protein At1g63130, mitochondrial-like. The record is from RefSeq and is a predicted model, not a curated record. The transcript has a single exon. Gene Ontology annotation, molecular function: protein binding. NCBI's taxonomy places the organism in Eukaryota, Viridiplantae, Streptophyta, Magnoliopsida, Rosales, Moraceae. The annotation marks the transcript as partial.